This is a messenger RNA of Medioppia subpectinata, 1608 nucleotides long. NCBI's taxonomy places the organism in Eukaryota, Metazoa, Arthropoda, Arachnida, Sarcoptiformes, Oppiidae. The record is from the annotation of a GenBank genome assembly.
AUGUUUGUUAGUGUGAACCCCCGGGAGGCGAUGGUGUGCCCCCCGGCCCGCCCGCCCUCCUUGUUUAUGUGGUGGUGGACUCCACCCCUUCUCAGGUUAUUUAGAGUCGUUAGAGGCGCUCGACUGUCGACCACAGGUGUUGUGGGGUUAGGCUAUCCCUUCUCAGGUUGUUUACAGUCGUUAGAGGCGCUCGACUGUUGGCCCGAAGUGUUGUGUCCGGCCAUCUCUUCUCAGAGGCGCUCGACUACCGGUUCCCACAAUUUGGCCGACCUUUUCAUUGAUCCGUCUGUUCGGACGCCAGGACUGCGUUAUCCCUCUCUCUAUGUCCUGAGAUGUAGUGUUCGAGAUCUCAAUUCCAAGUCCAAGUGUGGGACCAAUGGAUGCGCUCGACUACCAUUGUGUGACAUUCACCCAAAUGGUAGUCGAGACCAAAGUAUUGAGGUCUCAGUUCCCGUGUCUUUGCAUUUGUUAGCAAACCAUAGGCCCAGACCUGUUAGAGGUCUGGGCCUUCCCUUGGGUGUAGGGAUUGUGACUACUCGCCACUUGACCGCAGCCAUCCCUGUGCCCGGACCUGUUGGAGAUCCGGGACAGCCCAGGGGUGUAGGGCUUGUGGCCAGUUGUAGGCCCAGACUUUUCUUGUGGCCAAUUGUCAGUUGUAUCCCAAGUUAUGUCUCUUCGUUGUGUCUCUUCGUUGACAUCUCUAGGACUGUAGGACUUGUGAGCGAACAUCCGUUUAGACCAAACCCUGUGUUGUGUCUCCUGAAGUGCGGAACAUCUCUGCUCUCUAAGGAUGUGGGCAUUCAUCACAACACAUGGGUUGAGAAGAGGAGUGACUCUCACCGGCGCUUAAGAGAGAAAGAGUUGAAUCCAUUGGCGCUCAAGAGAUUCGACGACACGAACGAUAGGAUCAGUCUGUCGACCAAUGAGUUCGUGAGGAUUAGCGACAGGAAUAAGAUUUACGGCGGAAUCGGAACAAUAGACGGAAGCGUUUGGAUUAUUAUAACGAAAGUGUCGACCAAUGAGUUCGUGAGGAUUAGCGACAGGAAUAAGAUUUACGGCGGAAUCGGAACAAUAGACGGAAGCGUUUGGAUUGUAUAUAACAAUCGCAAAGUGUUUAAGCGGCCGAUCAUUGGCCGCGACAACGAUGUCGUCAUUCCUCAGCCAUCGGUGGCUCUGACACAACUCAAUAGGGGUCCGACCGUGUUUAAGCGGCCGAUCAUUGGCCGCGACAACAAUGUCGUCAUUCCUCAGCCAUCGGUGGCUCUGACACAACUCAAUAGGGGUCCGACCGGUGCUCACGACCUCUUCAUAACGGGUUCGGCGACUCUGUGUCUCCUCUAUUGUCAUCAAACGGUGUGUACUCUGAAUGGCGGCGAACGAGUGGCCAGUCUUUGCGGUCGCACUUAUGUUAUGAAAUCGGAUAUCGUUUGCGAUUUAGACAACGACUCGGGAGACGACGACUCACUUGAAUACGAGCUGAAGACUGGCCAACACUUGCGUAUCAUUUCGGGUACCGUUAGAGUGAAAGUGUCGGCCGCCGGACACCGAGUCUUUGUCGGCGCCGGCACUCAAUCCAAACAGAGCGUCAAAUAUGAGAUUUUUAGUUAA